Messenger RNA from Amphibalanus amphitrite, 501 nucleotides. Its product is annotated as X-linked retinitis pigmentosa GTPase regulator-like. Lineage: Eukaryota; Metazoa; Arthropoda; Thecostraca; Balanomorpha; Balanidae. Bases 1 to 501 code for a protein of 166 amino acids. The record is from RefSeq and is a predicted model, not a curated record. The transcript is spliced from 7 exons.
AUGAGCACACUGUCGUUAUCGCCGCGAACUACUGCGUCUCACCGCGUGUUCUCGUUCGGCUCCAACGAGUUCGGACAGCUCGGUCUCGGACACACCAAGUCGGUGACACGACCCAGCUGUGUCAAAGCUCUGAAGUCGGAGCUGUGCAGUGCGGUGGGCUGUGGGAAAUCUCACACCGUCAUUGGGACAGAGGACGGUAAGCUGUUUGCGUUCGGUCUGAACCAGGACGGCCAGCUUGGUCUGGGUCACACGGAGAUGACCUUUGACCAGGUCACUCAGUGGAACGGCGGCACGGCUGAGCAGAUUGACGCCGGCGUGGCGCACACCGUGGUUCUCACAGACCACGGUCAGCUGUUUGCCUGGGGCAGUAACGAGGACGGCCAGUGCGGGCUCGGCGACGCGCCCGGGGCCUGCCUGCCGACGCCAGUGCCAUCUGACGAGGAAAUCGUCAGUCUCAGUUGCGGCUACCGCCACACGGCGUUUGUGACAGGUUAUAGGUAG